AUGAGGCUUUGCAUCGACUAUAGAGGGAUCAACAAUAUCACGAUCAAGGAUAAGUACCCACUUCCUAGAAUCGAUGAAUUGUUGGAUCAGUUGAGAGGAGCAAGUUGGUUCUCUAAGAUCGACUUGGCUUCAGGGUAUCAUCAGAUACCUAUUGAGAAUAGAGAUGUGAUGAAGACGGCGUUCAAUACUCGGUACGGACAGUACGAGUUUGUGGUAAUGCCGUUUGGGUUAACUAACGCACCGGCGGCGUUUAUGCGGAUAAUGAAUGAGGUGUUUCACGAUUACUUGGAUAGUUUCGUGAUCAUCUUCAUUGAUGAUAUUCUGAUCUACUCUCGGACUAAAGAGGAGCAUGAGGAGCACCUAAAGAAGGUCUUGGAGAGGUUGAGAGAUCAGAAGUUGUAUGCGAAGUUUAGUAAGUGCCGCUUUUGGAGACGAGAGAUAGGUUUCCUAGGGCACAGGGUCUCUGAACAAGGUGUAUCAGCAGAUCCGGAGAAGAUAGAGGUAAUCCGAGAUUGGCCUCGACCUACCAAUGUGACGGAGGUGCGGAGCUUUCUUGGGUUAGCCGGCUAUUAUCGGAAGUUUGUGAGUGGAUUUUCGUCCAUAGCAAAACCGAUGACAAAGCUUACUGGGAAAGGAGUUCCCUUUGUGUGGAGUGACGACGUGGAAAAAGCUUUUGUGAAGCUUAAGGAGGCAUUGACUACGGCACCGGUAUUGACAUUACCAGAGCCGGGUAAGCCUUAUGAUGUGUACGCGGAUGCAUCCAGGAUUGGACUGGGAUGUGUUUUGAUGCAAGAAGGCAAGGUGUUGGCCUAUGCAUCUAGACAACUGAGAAAGCAUGAGGAGAACUAUCCAACUCAUGAUUUGGAGAUGGCGGCUGUGGUGUUUGCGUUAAGGAUAUGGAGAUCAUAUCUUUAUGGAGAGAGCGUGCAAGUGUUUACAGACCAUCAAAGUCUUAAAUACUUGUUCACUCAAGGAGAUUUGAAUCUACGGCAAAGAAGGUGGAUGGAGUUCAUCGCGGACUACGAUUUGAAGAUCCAAUACCAUCCUGGGAAAGCCAAUGUGGUGGCGGAUGCUUUAAGUCGAAGAAAGCUGGAGGUGUGUAGAGAGAAAGAGUUGGAAGCUCUUAAUAAUGAGUUUCAGAUGCUAAGGCUUUCAGCCUUGGAAGGAGAGUCGAGUGAACCUUUGGGGUUUCAAGCUGUGAAUCAAUCAAGUUUGAUCCAAAGGAUUCGUGAAGCACAACUUAGGGAUGACAAGAUCCGUAAGAUUGUGGAGAAGAUUGAGGAUUCAGACGAGGAGAACACGACUGAGUAUCAAUUGGCGGAAGACGGGACAUUACUUGUCCAUGGAAGGAUCUCAGUUCCUGAAGGAGAUGGGCUACGAGAUGAGAUAUUAAGGAUUGCACAUCAAUCAGUUCUUAGUAUUCAUCCCGGGAGCACAAAAAUGUACAAGGAUGUACGAAGGUACUAUCAUUGGCCGGGUAUGAAGAGAGCGGUAGCGAAAUGGAUAUCGCACUGCCAAGCGUGUCAACAAGUCAAGGCGGAACAUCUUGUACCAGCAGGACUACUUCAGAGUCUGCCUGUACCAGAAUGGAAAUGGGAUUCCGUGGCGAUGGAUCUAAUCACCGGAUUGCCAGUCGCAAGAGGGCGGAUGAACAAUUCCAUAUGGGUCAUUGUGGAUCGACUGACGAAGGUAGCUCACUUACUCGCUAUUCGAGAUUCUGAUAAAGUAGAGACUUUGGCGGAGCUCUAUAUUAAUCAGAUAGUGAGGCUACAUGGGGUGCCGGCCGACAUAGUGUCUGACCGCGACCCAAGGUUUACGGCCAAGUUUUGGAGGGUGUUACAAGGGGCGUUAGGGACCGUACUAAACCUUAGUACAGCCUUUCACCCGGAGACGGAUGGACAAACGGAGCGGACCAUCCGAACGAUAGAAGAUAUGCUGAGGUUAUGCAUAUUGGAUUGGGCUGGAGUUUGGGAAGACUAUCUACCAUUGAUAGAGUUUUCCUACAACAACAGUUACCACACAAGCAUCGGCAUGUCUCCAUAUGAAGCACUAUAUGGGAGACCAUGCCGAACGCCCUUGUGCUGGACGGAGGUUGGAGAGCGGAGAGUUUUUGGGCCACAGAUAAUCGAUGAGACUAUGGAGAAACUCCAAGUUAUUCGAACUAACAUGAGGAAGGCUCAGGAUCGGCAGAAGAAGUAUGCUGAUCAAGGAAGGCGUGAAGUGAAUUUUGAGGCCGGAGAUAUGGUGUAUCUCAAGGUGUCGGCUCAAAAGGGGAGAGAUCGAUUCGGCAAGGUUGGCAAGUUAGCUGUGCGCUACAUAGGGCCAUACCGAAUCAUUGGGAAGGUUGGAGUAGUGGCUUAUCGAUUGGAGCUACCUCCAGACAUGAAUUUGCAUCCUGUGUUUCAUGUUUCUUUGCUAAGGAAACAUGUACCGGAUCCAAAUGCCAUUGAACGGGAGAGGCCGGAAGAGCUUAGGAGAAACCUAACUUACCCGGAGGGACCUCUCAAGAUUGGUUUGAGACGUGUUAGAGAGUUGAAGAAUCGGAGGAUUCCUCAAAUACAAGUGUAUUGA
Microthlaspi erraticum is the source of this 2571-nucleotide messenger RNA. Lineage: Eukaryota; Viridiplantae; Streptophyta; Magnoliopsida; Brassicales; Brassicaceae. The record is from the annotation of a GenBank genome assembly.